This is a messenger RNA of Protopolystoma xenopodis, 1428 nucleotides long. Lineage: Eukaryota; Metazoa; Platyhelminthes; Monogenea; Polystomatidea; Polystomatidae. The record is from the annotation of a GenBank genome assembly.
AUGACCAAAUCAAGGGGUACUGGCUGUUGCUGCUCAUAUCAAUGUGGCUUUGCUUCACGCCAAGAGAUGUUAGAAAGCCUGGCUAGUGCCUGUGACCACCGUUUACUAAAUCCAGCCUUCCUUUGUGGCCUUGAUCCUGCUACACCCUUUCUUCUUGGUCUCGAUGCUGACCCAGUUGAUCUUCUUACUAGGUUACCAUUGCCACUCUCACUAACUGGUUCACCCGUGACUACUCCUUUCAAAACCUCACAAUCGCCCCCAUCAAUAUUUAUAUCCUCUGAAUCUGGGGUCCCUAUCCAUUUUUCUGAUGGUUUCUGGAAAGAAGAUAUGAAUCAUGUGGACUGUCCUUCCGCUACGCCGACCACAUUUACAACCACAGUCACAACCGCCUCUGCUUUUAUGACAAAUAGGCCAGACAGCCCUGUAGAUGAGCCUCCAUUUUCACCUUCGCUAGAUGGCCCUGCCUUUAAUGAUUUUACAGCAGCUUCUCAGGCGUCUUCACCUGCCGUACCACUUGAGUUUCCUGAAGUAUUUUGCCCAACUUUUGUGUCCAAAAUGCCUGAUGAAGCUGGAGUUGAGAGGCAGCAGGAAGCAGAUACCGAACUACUAUUUACCUCAUUAGAUUUGAUUGAUUCAGUCGUCGAUGUUAAUCCUGUCAGUCAUGCAGUUAUCCAAACUCCGCCGCCCUCUCCGCAGAUCCAAACAGAAAAAGAAGUUUUUACUGACAGUGGCAAUGAUGCUGAUGAUCUCAUCUGUGACGCCAGUCGAGAGCUGAUUGAUAUAGUUGUGACGGCCACUGGGGUUAACAUCGAUUCAACCCCAGCACCACCAACAUCAUAUAUUCAACCCGUCUCAACACAAUUUUUGCCAGCCAGUCCCCCCCCACUAAUUCACUCUGAACAAUCGGGUAAUGAGAUUAAUCCUACAGAUAUUCAACAGAUAAGUAUAUCGUCGCUAGGAAGCGCCAACUCAGUUGGUGAUUUAUUCUCCUUUGUGCUAAAUUCACGGACUAGUACAGAAGCCGCCCCAACCUCUCCAUUACUUUUUAAUCCUAUCGAGCUACCAGCUGAGCAGAAUAAAUAUCAAAGUUAUUCGUAUCAGACUACACAGUCAGAAGGAAUUUCCGUUCCGAUAUCUUCCAAAGCAUCCAGUCACAGCGUGGAAACUGAUGACACCAUCAAUAUUACCGUUAGUACUGCUACAUGUGAAACGAUGUCGGCCCAAAGUUGUAGCCAAAACAAUGAAGUCCCUACCAGUAUGGAUGAUCUAGUCGUCAGAUUGACGCUUUACUCAGUCAAGAUGAUAUCUAUCCUUGAUCUUCUUACAGCCAAACGGUUGAAUGCCUCGGCAAUAAAGCUGGCUUUGACUGCUCAAAGUCAAGUAUCCCUUCGUCGGACCGGCCUUCCUUCAGUCUACAGCAAUCAGUAA